Messenger RNA from Nestor notabilis (Kea), 530 nucleotides. It is a transcript of the gene CTSH, whose product is annotated as cathepsin H. Gene Ontology annotation, biological process: immune response. The annotation marks the transcript as partial. The record is from RefSeq and is a predicted model, not a curated record. Gene Ontology annotation, cellular component: lysosome. Gene Ontology annotation, molecular function: cysteine-type endopeptidase activity. Lineage: Eukaryota; Metazoa; Chordata; Aves; Psittaciformes; Psittacidae. The transcript is spliced from 6 exons.
GGGCCCCUCCUGCUGCGCUUGCAGAUCGCUACAGCAACGAAGGGCAACUUCCUGCGCAGCUCCGGGCCGUCUCCUGACUCCAUUGACUGGAGGAAGAAGGGAAAUUAUGUGACACCCGUGAAGAACCAGGGCCCCUGUGGGAGCUGCUGGACCUUUUCUACCACAGGCUGUUUGGAGUCUGCUAUCGCUAUUGCAACAGGAAAGCUCCUCUCUCUGGCAGAACAGCAGUUAGUUGAUUGUGCCCAGGCUUUCAACAACCACGGCUGCAGCGGGGGCCUGCCAAGCCAAGCCUUCGAGUACAUUCUGUACAACAAGGGGCUCAUGGGGGAGGACACAUACCCGUACCGGGCAGAGAAUGGCACCUGCAGGUUCCAGCCGGAGAAGGCCAUAGCGUUUGUCAAGGAUGUCAUCAAUAUCACACAGUACGACGAGGAGGGCAUGGUGGAAGCUGUGGGGAAGCACAACCCGGUGAGCUUUGCCUUUGAGGUGACGAGUAACUUCAUGCACUACAGGAAAGGAGUCUACUCCAA